Molecule: messenger RNA, 1529 nt
Organism: Pelodiscus sinensis (Chinese soft-shelled turtle)
Lineage: Eukaryota; Metazoa; Chordata; Testudines; Trionychidae
Source: RefSeq, a predicted model, not a curated record
AUGCUAGAGAGGACCCUGGAGGAUGCCACCUGCUGCCAGCACAUGGAAAACAAAUGGAAACAGAACCAGGGCAAGGCCUCUGAGGUGACAGACAAGUGGGACCCCCAGCAACCACUUCCUCUCCAGGUUGUUAUCGUUUCUGGAUUUGUGCCUGCAUGGAAGGAAGGAAUCUUACAUCUCGGCAAGGUGAAACGUCUCGGUGCAUGGCCGGUGCCCUCCCGCAGGACUGGGAGGCUCCAGACUUCACCCGCAUGUUGCAAUGUAGUUAUUGCCUCUCGUAAACUUGACAGAUUACAAGAUGCUGCAAAAGAGUUGGCUGUUAACAUCUCUUCCACAGAUCCAAUCAAAGUGACCCCCAUACAGUGCAAUAUCCGCAUAGAAAAGGAGGUGGAAGCAUUGGUGAAAUCCACAUUGGAUUUGCAUGGCAGGAUCGAUUUCCUGGUGAACAAUGAAGGAGGCCAGUUCCCUAGUCCUGCUGAAGCCAUCAGUUCAAAGGGCUGGAAUGCUGUCAUUGAAACUAAUCUUACUGGGACCUUUUACUGCUGCAAGGCAGUGUACAAUGCUUGGAUGCGGGAGCAUGGAGGAGCCAUUGUCAACAUUAUAGCGGACAUGUGGAAAGGGUUUCCUGGCAUGUCACAUACUGGAGCAGCAAGAGCUGGAGUAGAUAACCUAACCAAGAGUUUAGCCAUAGAGUGGGCCCACAGUGGAGUGAGAAUCAACUCUGUUGCCCCUGGAGUAACAUUUUCAGAAACUGCUGUUGCACACUAUAAAGGUAUUGGUGAAGAGAUGUUUAAAGGCUUCAUUAAAAAAAUUCCUGCUAAGAGACUAGCAGUUCCUGAGGAGGUCUCCCCUAUAGUCUGUUUCUUGCUGUCUCCUGCUGCGUCCUUUAUAACUGGGGAAACUGUGAAGGUGGAUGCAGGUCAAAGCUUAUAUUCCUGCAGUUGGGAAAUACCAGAUCAUAACAGGUGGCCUUCAGCACCAGAAGGAGACAAUACCAAGGCACUCAGAAAAAUUAUUUCUGGCAAGACUGCAUCAAAGCUAUGAAGAAAUAAGACUCUACCUCAUCGCCAAUGGAAAUGUGGUCAAAAUCUUGCUCUAAAUCAAGUGAAUAAAAAGCCAGGAGAGGAAGAUACUCUCCAUGGACAUUAGUGUAGGCAAUGUCAAAGUGAUUGAAAGAGAAAUAUCCGUAGCUUCUAAUGAGUAGCAAAUGUGCGCUGAAGUCCUUUUUCUGGAUGUGUUUGGAAAGAAGGGAGUUGGAAUCUAUGGGGAAUGUUAGUUUCUGCACAGAAAUAGCAUUCUGGGCUGUCUCAGUAACCUUUCAGUCAUCUUCUGGGUAUAUAGCACUUCCGCAACUCAGCUCAUAGCUUGAGCUGUCCAAGAAUAAUUAUAACAGCUAAUUGAAGUGCACACGCAACUGAACUGCACUGUUGGAAUGAGGCAGUUCUAUCUGGAACAAUCACAGCAUGAUAAUACAAUCAAUACUUCUGUAUCUUUCAAAAUCAAUAAAACAUACAAAGUUGAGACAUCGA